Molecule: messenger RNA, 1203 nt
Organism: Naumovozyma dairenensis CBS 421
Lineage: Eukaryota; Fungi; Ascomycota; Saccharomycetes; Saccharomycetales; Saccharomycetaceae
Gene: LGE1
Product: Lge1p
Exons: 1
Coding region: 1-1203 (400 amino acids)
Source: RefSeq, a predicted model, not a curated record
AUGAGUGAUAACUCCAACGAUAGAAGCACCGGCAAUGGUACUGCUGCCAGCAAUGGCACUCCGACAAAUACUACGAAUACACACCAUACAAGUAGAUACUCCUCGGAAUCCGCCCCGAUUACAACAACAUCUACAUCCAACGAUUCCAUAAAUGGUCCGAUGUCAAGAACUAGUAAUAAUAACGGGUUCCAAAGUAGGUAUCCUUCUUCUCAUUAUCAAAUAAGUGGUGGGAGAGACAACAAUACUAGAGGAGGUAGAGGUAGAGGCGAUUAUUAUAGACGACCUGAUAACAGAUAUCCUAUAAAUACUCCUCCGUUUGAACAUCCUGGGUUUUCUUCUUCACAUUAUAAUGUUCCUAACGAUAAUAAAUAUUAUUCAAAUGAUAUGGACUAUUAUAACAACAACACCAAUAUGACGAGAGGGAGAGGGAGAGGAAUUAGUGGUAGAGGUCUCCCUAGAGGAAUUAGUAGAGGAAGAGGCGGAAGAGGAAGAGGAAGAAGCUCAUAUUACUCUUCAGUAUCAUAUCAUCACACACAAGUACCAUAUCCACCACCUCCACCUCCGCCUCCACCUCCUUCUUCUUCGUUAAUAGCAUCACAGUACACUGAUUCCAGCUUUACUUCGCGACAAAGAGAGGAAAAAAAUCAUGAAACGAGUCUUACAAGUAAUAAUAUUGAGCAUUUCCAAGAAACAUUUAAUACAUCAUCUUCAUCAUCAUCGUCACCAUCUCAUAGAGCCCAAUCCAGCCAUGAGAGGGAUAAUCGUUCCGUUUUCCCAUCGAGGUUUCAAAGAAAUAACGAUAUCAAUAAUAACAAUAAUAAUACCAAUGACGCACAGGAACAAAGACAAUAUGGUCAUCCAUCACAUUCCUUCGAUCAACGACAACCACGACAGCAACAACAGCAGCAGGGGGGAAUGGAUUUAUCGACAAUAACCCAAGAUAAUGUCAAUAAGAUGGAUGAGAAUGAAUCACCAUUUUUCUAUUUGACAAAUUUGAAUCAAUUUGAAGAUACUAAUAAGAUUGAAGAAAUAAAGGAAACUUUGAAUGAAAACAAUAUAUUGAAUUCUAAAUUGAAUGAAAAUCAUUUGAAAAUGAUUAAAAUUCAAUUGGAUUUGAAUUUAUUAAUUAAUCAACAUGAAAGAGAUUCUUUAAACGUUCAAUUAACUCAAGAAAAAUUAGACUCUUUAUUAUUGAUGCAAUGA